Pararge aegeria (speckled wood butterfly) is the source of this 3814-nucleotide messenger RNA. It is a transcript of the gene stumps, whose product is annotated as phosphoinositide 3-kinase adapter protein 1. Gene Ontology annotation, molecular function: transmembrane receptor protein tyrosine kinase adaptor activity; fibroblast growth factor receptor binding. Gene Ontology annotation, cellular component: cytosol. Lineage: Eukaryota; Metazoa; Arthropoda; Insecta; Lepidoptera; Nymphalidae. Bases 43 to 3081 code for a protein of 1012 amino acids. The record is from RefSeq and is a predicted model, not a curated record. The transcript is spliced from 15 exons.
CGCACGGCACUGGUCACCGGGCCCCGCCGCUUCGGAUAACUGAUGCUGAUCAUUGAUAAUCCGUCAUACUUCGCGUUUUCGGACAAAGAUGUCACAGACAACGUUCCAAAUGCUUCUGGAGGUGAACAGUAUUCCAGAUCAGCUCCUACUAGGGCUUGGGCGGAUGGAGGUCGACCCCUGAGCUCUCCUCGCAGAAGGGAACCAGAAAGCCCUAGAAGAAAAGAAUUUCGGGCCCUUCUGAGAUCGCUUUCAGCGAAGGAACCAGAACAAGCCGAGGCAUUCCUGAAGGGCCAACCGAGACCAGGGGACUGUGCGCCUGGUGACAUGAGGACAACAUACACUGCGCCGCGGAUUAAAAAAGGCAAAAUUAGUGCAAAAGUGAUGACAGCAGAUGGUACCAAAGAGCAAGAGGAAAUAUUCUACACAAUACCCUUACAUGGGCGACGGCGACAUUCCGUUGGGGGGUACUUAGCCACAGGAUCAGCGGGAACUGGCGAAGUUACUAGUGUGCCCAGCGAAGUUCCAAAGAUGCCACCGCCGAGGUUUACUCAGACUGAAGACGAAACUGUCAAAAAAAGGCGACCGAAGAAUUUCGCAUUUAAAGAGAUGGAAGACAUUGCGAUUCUGUGGAGUUCAGCAUCACCUGAAAGCGGACUGUGGUCAGAUUAUCUAGUGGAUAGCUUCGAUAAGAUCAUGUCGCAGCGUGCAAGACAUCACUAUCGAGUUACACCAAUAACUGCGGAGGAGCUAAUGUCUUCAGACUCGCAAGAAAAAUUAGAAAAACUGUGCAAAGCUCAAUUACAAAUAGUUAUAUUAUGCCCUAGUCUUACAACCAAAAUGUCGGAAUUAAAAAGAGACCUGAAUUCCGAGAAUUUAUUCAAAGUCGAUAAAGUGUUAGUCAUGCUUCUUGGCGUGGAAAAGAAUCAUGUUGUUGCUAAUAAUUGCGAAGAUUACCCAACAAUAGACCAAUGGCAGAUGAUGUGUGUCCGAGAGAAAGAUACCUCAUUUGUUGACACAUUUCUGACUGCUGCUGUCGGUAUACUACGUACUAAAGACUGUAAGGACACUGCCACGGACCGAACAAGCUUUUCUAUUGUACCGAAGAAAGUUAAAAUUGGUCAAAGUCGAGUGAUAGCACUUCUCAACGAUCCCAUUAGGGAAGAGGACAGUAUAAAGAUAAUGGUUGACAAAAAAGGAGAGGUCAUUCAAAUACCUACUUUCAAAAAGAGAAAUCCAUAUACUCUACAAUUUGAUAUACCAGAAUCGUGCCUGGAAGUUUCAAUGUUGGUUUGGGUGCGAGUCAGCAAGAACGGCCAGUCUUUGGGAAGAAGACAAAUUAAAUGCGAGAGUCGGUUGAGAGAACUGGACCAGCUGUUGAGAGCAUCGGAUCAUCCUUUAGAAUUUAUGUGCCAGACAUUAGGAUUUAAGACUACCAGUAAGGAACAAUUAGACAGCUGGAUGUUGAACGCUUUCCAGAAAAAUAUUCCCCCACAUUUUAACUUGCUCUCAUCAACGGAGCAGUACAACCCGAAAGCUGACAUGACAAGCGGUGAGGAAUACCCCACACUGCUGCAUUGGGCCGCGAGGUUCGGCUUGGAGCGUGUAUGCUGGCAGCUGCUAGAAUGCCCUGGAGGUGGUGCGGCCGUGGCGCUACGUAACGUGAGGCAACGCGCACCCGCCGACCUAGCGCGAGACCACAAGCACCACCGUCUCGCUGACAUGCUCGCUGAUCAUCUUAAAAUAAAUGAGUUCUCAAACAUGUAUUAUUAUUUGAAAAAUAUGUCAGACAAUGACAAAGAAGACGGUCAGGAGGAGGAUGAAACAAAUGAAGAAGAACUUUGCAUAGUCGAAACGACCGACACCGUCGAUUCGCCAAACAUUGAAAAUAUUAAGGAUUCAGAAAGCGCAGUCGUAACUGAUCCGUUCAGCGAAGCCUGCACUCAGAACUUGGAGGAAACACUAGCGAAGAAAGAAGAGAGAAAACCGAGACCUAACUUAAAAAUACCGAAAGUAAAGGAACAGUUUUAUCAGAAUGACUUUGCAAUACACGUGCACCAUGACAAAACUGCAGAUCGAAUUCAACAAGCCAUCGAACACGAUUAUCUUGUGCAACCCUCCAAUAUAAAAGUAGAAAGCCCAAAAUUCCGCCCAAAUAAUCUAUACGCAAAUAGUUCGAGACUGCUUCCCCACCAAUCAGAUAUAUUCCUAUAUUCCCCCACCGAAGAGUCAAAGACUUUUACAAUUGACACUCCAACAAGUGAUAUUAGUCAAGUAAAUUUAAGUACCAAAGACAUCCGCCAUAGCGGUAGCAUAAAAUCUGGUAAAGAUGCAACGGGACAGGAAGAAUUAGCAGAAAUAAUUAAUGACUUUAAAAAUAACGUAUUUACUAUUUCUGAAGUGGAAAAACUAGUGAUGGAGUGGAAAAAUAGAAACGAAACGCAGCAAUCACUUAAAGAGAAACAGGAACAAUUGAACAAGAUGCGCGAUGAAUAUGAUAAAAUUCAGCAAAAAAUAAAGGAUAACCUGAAGAGGCCCACGCCGUUCGAAAGAGUGAAGAAAAUGUUUUCGAAGAGUAAAAGCAAACAUCAUGAUAACAACACUGGCACGAUUGAGAAAAGAAACGGGAACACAAGGCCAAACAGUAGUUUGAGCGAAAGUUCUUCUUCCUCCGGUCGGCUUAGUACAGUUAGCGGUGGCAGUGUAGGAGAAACGAACAGCGUUCAAUCAGAAUUAGACGAUAAAGCUAGAUCUAUAAUAUCCGCGAGCACUUUGACAAUGAAUUCGUGCGACAGCGACAAUCGCCUUGACGACUACUUGAUUCCACCGCCGCCGCGACCCCUCAACGGAUGUCCUCAAUUUACCACAUUUGGACAUCCGAAACACGAAAAUAGAGCUCAACAUAUGGCGACGAUCGUCGAAAAAGAAGCUUCGGCAUCGAGAGAAAGAUUAGACUGCGAUUCUGAUACGAGUUCAACACACCUGCGACUGAAUUUCGUCCCACGCGACAGAUCUGUCGCCAGCCGUUGCGAUGAUCGCGACGGGGCGCACAUGUACAUGAACAUUUCCGCCACGCACACAUAAUCAAAUGAAAAACCAGAACCUAGUUCAAUUAAAAAAACAUUUUAUAUAUACUUAUUAAAAUCGACUGCACGAAAUACAAAAACUUAAAUUAGUAAGUGCCAAUUUCACGAAAGUACCCUUUCACAGAAAAUCUCAUAAAUCACAAUAGUAUUUCAAUAUAUCUGUAAAUUAUUACGAACUUUACCGUGUGACUUUAACUGGGUUGGCUAAACGCAAAAGUUGAGGGAUCCACUGAAAAAUAUAUGCAAUUUUAUUAUAUCCAGAUUCAGUAUAAUAUAAGAUCAAAUCAAGAAUUCUAUCAUCAGUUACAGAUUCUUUGAACCUUAGAUUAGACGUCAUUGCAACAUGGACCUGAAGUCAAUCGUUUUAGAGUCGCCAAUUCGGUGCGCAAUAUUUUAUUAACGUUGUGCCAAGCACUAGCUGUAGAAUUGCCGACAAAUUUGAGCUUUAAAGCUAUACAACAAGUUCCAUUUUACUCUGGCGUUCUACUCGUACUAAGGAUACUGAACUGUUUGAAUUACUUCUGCGUAGUGUAAUUAUUUGUAGUUAUUAUGAUCCUUAGACGAAUUAUAUGAUUGACAACAUGACGACAGUGAACCAUAUUAAGAGGUACUAAGUUUGACAAGCAGCAAUGUGGUUUGCAUGUUUAAUUAAAAGUUAAGAAUUACAACCGCACGGUUUGUGUCAAAAAUAUUUACUGUUUUUACUAGUCUUUCAAAAUGUACCUACUACC